Molecule: messenger RNA, 1694 nt
Organism: Arabidopsis arenosa
Lineage: Eukaryota; Viridiplantae; Streptophyta; Magnoliopsida; Brassicales; Brassicaceae
Source: the annotation of a GenBank genome assembly
GAUCCAAACUACAUCCCAACCUUCGUCGAAGAUAUGCAUUCACUCUCUCUUAAACUAACUACACGUCGUUUCGCAACUGAAUCAUUAAACUCCACGCCGUCUAUCUACGCACUGAUCCAAUGCCACGACGAUCUUUCACCGUCCGAUUGUCAGCUCUGUUACGCGAUUGCACGCACGCGCCUCCCUCGUUGUCUACCUUCUUCCUCCGCAAGAAUCUUCCUCGACGGUUGCUUCCUUCGUUACGAAACUUACGAGUUUUACGAUGAAUCAGUCUCCAAUACGUCGGAUAGUUAUUCAUGCAGCAACGACACCGUUUUGGAUCCUCUGUUCGGGUUUCAAGUUUCGGAAACUGCGGCGAGAGUCGCCGUUAGAAAAGGAGGGUUUGGAGUCGCCGGAGAGAGUGGAGUACACGCGCUUGCUCAGUGUUGGGAGAGUUUGGGGAAAGAAGAUUGUAGGGUUUGUUUGGAGAAAGCUAUUAAAGAAGUGAAACGAUGCGUUUCGAGGAGAGAAGGAAGAGCUAUGAACACAGGGUGUUAUCUUAGAUACUCUGAUCAUAAAUUCUAUAAUGGUGAUGGACAUCAUAAAUUUCAUGUGUUUUUUAACAAAGGUGUCAUCGUGGCUAUAGUCUUGACAACGUCAGCAUUCGUCAUGCUCAUUCUCUUGGCAACGUAUGUCAUUAUGUUAAAAGUAUCAAAGACCAAACAAGAACAAAGAAACUUGGGUCUAGUUUCGAGAAAAUUCAACAACUCAAAGACGAAGUUCAAGUACGAGACUCUAGAGAAGGCAACAGAUUACUUCAGCCCCAAGAAAAUACUAGGGCAAGGAGGAAAUGGCACCGUUUUCUUAGGAAUCCUUCCAAAUGGCAAGAACUACGUGCCUAACAAAAGCCUCGACCAAUUUCUCUUUGAUGAGACUCAAAGCAAGGUCUUAAACUGGAGUCAGAGGCUAAACAUAAUCCUGGGAACAGCGGAAGGACUGGCUUACCUACACGGUGGAUCUCCGGUGAGGAUUAUUCAUCGUGACAUCAAAACUAGUAAUGUUCUUCUAGACGACCAGCUCAACCCAAAGAUCGCAGAUUUCGGUUUGGCUCGAUGUUUUGGUCUGGACAAAACUCAUCUUAGUACCGGCAUCGCAGGAACUCUAGGUUACAUGGCUCCAGAGUAUGUUGUUAGAGGACAGUUAACGGAGAAAGCAGACGUUUAUAGCUUCGGAGUUCUUGUUCUCGAGAUCGCUUGUGGAACAAGAAACAACACUUUCGUACCAGUGACAGGUCAUCUCCUACAAAGAGUCUGGAACCUCUAUACACUGAGUCGAUUGGUCGAAGCUCUUGACCCAUGUCUAAAAGAUGAGUUUCUUCAAGUGCAAGGCAGCGAAGCUGAAGCUUGUAAAGUUCUUCGUGUGGGAUUGUUAUGCACACAAGCUUCUCCAUCGCUGAGACCGUCAAUGGAAGAAGUGAUUCGUAUGUUAACCGAGAGAGAUUACCCGAUUCCAUCUCCAACCAAUCCUCCCUUCUUGAGGAUUAGCUCUCUAGCUACAGACCUAGAGGGCGGCAGUACUAUAUCUAAAAGCACCAAUAGUACUACGACGUUUAACACGAUGGUCAAAACCGAUCAAACUUCUUAUACCUCUUCAGAAUCUUCUACUACUCGUACAAACUAAUGAUUUUUUCCCUAGAAUAUAUUUCACCAUUUCUU